This is a messenger RNA of Trichoderma aggressivum f. europaeum, 324 nucleotides long. RefSeq lists its product as uncharacterized. The record is from RefSeq and is a predicted model, not a curated record. Gene Ontology annotation, biological process: mitochondrial outer membrane translocase complex assembly; protein insertion into mitochondrial outer membrane. The coding region runs from base 1 to 324 and encodes 107 amino acids. Gene Ontology annotation, cellular component: mitochondrial outer membrane. NCBI's taxonomy places the organism in Eukaryota, Fungi, Ascomycota, Sordariomycetes, Hypocreales, Hypocreaceae. The transcript has 2 exons.
AUGGCCUCAGACGAGUCCCUCGUCGACCUCCACGCCUCCUCCAUCACCGACGACAAAGAUGACGUCGACUCUCUCCCCUCCGAUUCCACCAGCGAUCUCUACUCCGAGGCCGACUCCGAGGCGCAGGCAGAAUGGGACCGCAGCCUUGAGCAGCUCCAGCUCCUCCUCACCAUGAUUCUUGUGCCGUGGGUGGGGAAGCUCUUUGGCCGCAAGUUUGCGUAUUGGAGCUGGGGUAAGUACAUGAACUGGGUGCACAACGUAGACGUGCAAGUUACGAACAAGAAGUCGUUCAAUGCCGCCGGCGCUGUGGCCGCCACUUUAUAG